AUGCCUCCGUGGACAGUCCUUUUUCGAAACAAGUCAUACCUUCCAGCGCAUCGACACAUAGGAAGCCGUCUUGUGCCACACGGUUUUAAGAUGUGCAACAUGGGGGUACAUAUUAACAUCAAUGAUAGAUCGAGCUGCAUGAAUGCAUACGUAAGGCAGAUCCGAUGCCAGUCUAGGGGAGGAAUGUACAUAUUGGCGGAUCCUUAUGUGUAUGGAAGUAAAAUCCUGCAUAUGAGUCGUAUCAAAACUUGCGGUCCGUGGUGCGUUGUUAUUUUCCCCGUGUCUCGCGGCAAUGCCGAAGGCAAGGAGUUAAUCGGAUAUUCAUGGAUCAGGACGCGAAAACCGGGGUGGUUUGUUGGAAGCCCGGCCGUUGCGAGAUGGAGGGGAGUUGCAUGUGCAGGGGAGAGGGCCACGCAGAGCGUGCUGCAAAUCCACGGAUUCGGCAUCCGCGAUACGAGACAAGGCGCGGCUGUUGAGGAGAGAAGAGAAAAAGAAGAAAAGAGCGCAAAAAGAGAAAAUCAUCCGUAA
Coccidioides immitis RS is the source of this 528-nucleotide messenger RNA. RefSeq lists its product as uncharacterized. NCBI's taxonomy places the organism in Eukaryota, Fungi, Ascomycota, Eurotiomycetes, Onygenales, Onygenaceae. The coding region runs from base 1 to 528 and encodes 175 amino acids. The record is from RefSeq and is a predicted model, not a curated record. The transcript has 6 exons.